Xiphophorus maculatus (southern platyfish) is the source of this 2321-nucleotide messenger RNA. Its product is annotated as myosin-2 heavy chain, non muscle-like. The transcript is spliced from 27 exons. Gene Ontology annotation, molecular function: protein binding. The coding region runs from base 256 to 2196 and encodes 646 amino acids. Lineage: Eukaryota; Metazoa; Chordata; Actinopteri; Cyprinodontiformes; Poeciliidae. The record is from RefSeq and is a predicted model, not a curated record.
UGAGGACUGGAGUUCGACACCCCUGGUCUAUCACAUGAAAUCCCAGGAAAAUGUAUUGAAGCUCAUGACUGUAAUGUGACAAAGUGUGAAAAGUGGAGCGUUUUAUCAUUGCGCUGUAACAGUUUGAAUGGUCAGCAAGAGUAGAAAAGGAAAGCGUCUGGUCAGGAGUCACUACAAGCUUUUGUGUUGAAAUGAAAAACAUUGGUCAGGUUUCCUUCUCUCCCAGAAAUCCAGGCCUGCAACACUUCAGCUGGGAUGGAUUCUGAAGUUCUGGUGCUGGACAGUCACCUGAACAUCCACCUGGACCUGCUGAAGGCUGACAUUGAAGGUCAGAUUCAUGAGUUGGAAAACAAACUGACUGCCAGUCAUGUGCGCCUGGAAGGCCUGAGUGCUGCUGCUGAGCAUCGCCUGAACGAAGCUGAAAGACAACAGGAUGAACUCAGGAACCACAAGACAGAGGUGGAGAGCAGACUGAGGUCCAGAGAAAAACAACUGGAAGAUCAGAAGACCUUAAACACACACAUGGAGACCAGACUGAGAUCUACUGAGGAACAACUGGACCAGUCAAAGAAUCAGUCUGCAGUUCUGGAGGUCAGACUGAGAGUCAGUGAGAGACGACUGGAGGAGCAGGAAACAGGAAGCUCAGCUGACAUCCUGGUCCAACUGAAAUCCACCGAAGCUCAGCUGGUCCAGUUAAAGAACCACACAGCAGUUCUGGAGGUCAGACUGAGAGUCAGUGAGAAGAUCCUGGAAGACCUGAAGAACGAAAACUCAGAGUUGGUGAGUAAACUGAGAGCCAGAGAGACGCAGCUGGAGGACCAGAAGACAACAAACAUAAACAUGGAGACCAGACUGAGAUCUACUGAGGAACACCUGGACCAAUUAAAGAAUCAGUCUGCAGUUCUGGAGGUCAGACUGAGAGUCAGUGAGAGACGACUGGAGGAGCAGGAAACAGGAAGCUCAGAGGUGGAGAGCAGACUGAGGUCCAGAGAAAAACAGCUGGAAGAUCAGAAGACAACAAUCACUGACAUGGAGACCAGACUGAGUUCUACUGAGGAACAAGUGGAGCAAUUAAAGAAUCAGUCUGCAGACAUGGAGGUCCGACUUGGAUCAACUGAGGCACAGCUGGAGCAGCUGGAGAAUCACACAGCAGUCCAGUUCUCCCAGAUGGAGUCCAGACUAACUGAUGGACUGAAUAGAACAACAGAGUUGGUGAGCAGACUGAGAACCGGUGAGAAACAACUGAAAGAGCUGAAGUUUAGUAACUCAAACAUGGAGACCAGACUGAGAUCUACUGAGGAACAACUGGACCAAUUAAAGAAUCAGUCUGCAGUUCUGGAGGUCAGACUGAGAGUCAGUGAGAGACGACUGGAGGAGCAGGAAACAGGAAGCUCAGAGGUGGAGAGCAGACUGAGGUCCAGAGAAAAACAACUGGAAGAUCAGAAGACAUUAAACACAUACAUGGAGACCAGACUGAGAUCUACUGAGGAACAACUGGACCAGUCAAAGAAUCAGUCUGCAGUUCUGGAGGUCAGACUGAGAGUCAGUGAGAGACGACUGGAGGAGCAGGAAACAGGAAGCUCAGCUCAGUUCUCCUGGAUGGAGUCCAGGCUGACGGAUGAACAGCGCAGAACUGCAGAGUUUGAAACCCAGCUGUCAGCUGUGACUUUCAGACUGAACGUGACUAAGGAGCUUCUGGAUGAUCUGAAGAAACAAAGUCUAGCUGGAGCAGCUGAACUGGCUUCACUUUCAGAGAGACUGACCGCAGCUCAGGGGAACACAGAAGAUGAGGUGAAGGUGGCUUUUUCAGCCGGUCUGACUGAUUCAGGAAUAGUCGGUCCAUUUGAUGAAGAAACUACUCUGAUCUUCUCCAAAACCAUCACCAACGUUGGCCGAGGAUACAACAGCUCUGCAGGUGUUUUCACCGCUCCAGUCACGGGACUUUAUUUCUUCAGCUUCACGGCUGCAGAUUACUUGAAGGGUUACAUGGGCCUGUACCUGUACAGGAACGAGCAGCAAGUCACCUUCAGCCUGGACCUGAAUGACCAUGGAGGAUACGCCUCCAUGACCAGUGCAGUGGCUCUGCAGCUGGAUCGGGGCGAUCGGGUUCGCCUCGCUCUGCCAGCCAGCUAUCGGCUCUAUGACGACUCCAGAAACUUCAGCGUGUUCUCAGGUUUCCUGCUGUUCCCGGUCUGACCUGGCUACGUCAGGAGCAACAUGGAGUCUUCACUCAGACUGAAAUAAAAGUAAAUUUUUUGAGCCUCCUUCUCAGUUUUUUGCCGGGUGACUGUUAAGGAGUUUGUCCAUGGACAAAGAAGCAA